AUGGCAAACGGAGUGACCAUGAGUGACCGAGCCAUCUUCCAGAAUAUAGCACCCUUGACAGCCUGCUCUGCUGGGGUUUUGCUGGGAUGCUCCUUGAGGAACUUUACUCUUCAUGUGGAGAAGCAGGAGUGCGGGCGCUGCAUGGCCAUCAACACCACCAUCUGCAGCGGGAUGUGCUUCUCACAGGACUCAAAUCUGCAAGGCCUCAUGGGGAGGGCCUUCCUGAUCCAGGCAGUGUGUGUAUAUCGGUCUGUUGAGUAUCGUUCAGCCGAACUGCCUGGAUGCCCCGCCCACGCUGACCCACUGUUUGUUUACCCCGUCGCCCGCCACUGCCACUGCAGCAAAUGCAACACUGUGCGCAAUGAGUGUGUUCAUACACUCCGUCGCAGCCACGCCUGCAGACUGAAACAGCCGCAGCCCACAGAUCAAUAA
Molecule: messenger RNA, 432 nt
Organism: Colossoma macropomum (tambaqui)
Lineage: Eukaryota; Metazoa; Chordata; Actinopteri; Characiformes; Serrasalmidae
Product: thyrotropin subunit beta
Exons: 3
Coding region: 1-432 (143 amino acids)
Biological process (GO): G protein-coupled receptor signaling pathway
Cellular component (GO): extracellular region; cytoplasm
Molecular function (GO): hormone activity
Source: RefSeq, a predicted model, not a curated record